Molecule: messenger RNA, 1705 nt
Organism: Aphanomyces invadans
Lineage: Eukaryota; Oomycota; Saprolegniomycetes; Saprolegniales; Verrucalvaceae
Exons: 8
Coding region: 271-1641 (456 amino acids)
Biological process (GO): tRNA 3'-terminal CCA addition
Molecular function (GO): ATP:3'-cytidine-cytidine-tRNA adenylyltransferase activity; RNA binding
Source: RefSeq, a predicted model, not a curated record
UGGAUUGUAUGAAGCGGAAAUUCGACGCGGUCAUGGCAACCAACUUCCCGACGGCAGCGAUUGUGCUGACAGACGAAGAAGAGAAGCUCUUCGACUUCCUUCUGGAUGUGGAGAAACAAAACAAUUGUGGCCUCAAGUUGCGAGUCGCCGGUGGCUGGGUUCGCGACAAGGUACGUCCUUCCUUGUUCACAAACAGGUGGACGUGCAAUGGUGCCACUCGCGUAGCUCCUCGGUCGCGCCAGCGACGACAUUGACAUCGUGCUGGACAAAAUGACGGGAGCAGCGUUUGCAGCGCUUGUGAAUGCGUACGAGACAGACCACGGACACAAGACCCACGCUGUCGGGAUCAUCAAGGCAAACCCAGACCAGUCCAAGCAUUUGGAGACUGCCACGAUGCAGCUGGGCAGUGGGUGGGUCGACUUUGUCAACCUCCGCGCGGAAACGUACGCGGACGACGAAGCCCAUCGCAUUCCGAGCAUGGAAUUUGGGACGCCGCUCGAAGAUGCACAGCGCCGGGACUUUACGAUCAAUAGUUUGUUCUACAACCUCGCCACCAAGGAAGUCGAGGACUUUACUGGCCACGGCUUAUCGGACCUUCGCCACGGCGUCAUCCGCACGCCGCUCGACCCUCGCAUUACGUUCCUUGAUGAUCCUCUGCGUGUGUUGCGGGCGAUUCGUUUUGCAUCGCGGUUUCAGUUCCCAUUGGCCCCUGACCUCGUCGAAGCUCUGGAACAGCCCAAUAUCCGGGAAGCACUGGUGAAAAAGGUGUCGCGGGAGCGAGUGGGCAAGGAGCUGGCUGGUAUGUUGACGGGGUCACAUGCGAACCCAGUGGUUGCCAUCCAGUGUUUACACCAGUUCCACCUUUUGGACGUGGUGUUUCAAAUCCCCGAGGGCCCGUUCUACUCUUUCCAGCCGGCGCAUACCGCGGCGUCGCCUACAAAGGUAUCGAUUCCGUCCAACUGGACGGACAAGGCAUUUGCUUCUGUUCAAGCUCUCCACUCCCUUCAGCUCUAUCGAAAAGACAAAGUGUCUGACGACACGCCCAGCGUGGAGACUAGCUCAACGACAGCAGAUGGGAUCGAAGUAGCCACGGAAGGUCGCGCUAACCGAGCUAAGCUCGAGAUGUUGGCAGCGGUGCUACUCCCGCUCGCUGAAUACUCGGUCUUGCACAAGAAGAAGCAUGUGCCGGUAGCCCACUCGAUCGUGCGAGAAUCUAUCAAGUUUGCAGCGAAGGAGGCCGAUCACGUCAGCCUCGUGGCACUGAACCAGUGCCGCCGCUUUGUUGCAAUCGCCAACGCACCGUUUGACCGGGUCCAGGUCGGAUUGCUCGUGCGGGAAGUUGGAGCACUCUGGACUGUGUGCGCCGACAUGGCGUACCUCGUUGAAGUCGUGUUGGAAGGGGUCGAUGUCUCGUCAGCGAGGGAAAAGUACGCCGCGUUAUCUACUUAUGUCACGCGUGAUGCCGCGUUGGACAACGUGUGGGAGAUGAAGCCGCUGCUGAAUGGCAAGGAAGUCAUGGAAGCACUGGCGUUAACGCCAGGCCCAGCGGUGAAGGCCAUGAACGACGCAGUGAUCGCGUACCAACUCAAGUUCCCGUCAGCCACGCGUGACGACGUGUUGACGCACUUGGUCGCGCUGUAGUUGCGGGAUUAGAUUAAAUGAUAAAGGUUUCCUUUAUUCAAUAUAUAAUGUGUGGAAAUAAUGC